AAAGAAAAGAAAAGUAAGAGGUCUUUGCCAGCGCCCAGCGGAUUAGAAACGCUGUCGUGUUACGCGCUACGAGGAUAUACUCUCACAUACCAGCUGUAUCCAGCUACGAUAUUCAUUUUCUUCAAAAAGCCAAAAACAAUCCUAACCGUUGCACCAAAACCUCAAAUUUCAAUUUAGCCGUUAGUUCUUUUCCUCACAACUCCCUUCAAAAAAUUUCAAAAUUCAAACCCUAAUUUUCACCUUCCUCUUAAAAAGUAGCCGUUUUCCCUCCUACACUCCCCCACUCUUUCUCUCUCCUCUCUAUAUAAUUCUCCUCUUCCUUUUAUCUUCCUCCAUUUUUGAAACUCCAUUUCUUUCUCUCUCUCUCUAAAAACUCCACUUUCUCUCUCUCUAAAUUCCCAAAGAAAAAAGUAAGAAACAAAAAAUGCGUGAAAUCCUUCAUAUUCAAGGAGGUCAGUGUGGGAACCAAAUAGGUUCAAAGUUUUGGGAAGUUGUAUGUGCUGAACAUGGAGUUGAUACUACUGGAAAAUAUCAUGGUGACACCGACAUUCAAUUGGAGAGAAUUAAUGUGUAUUAUAAUGAAGCGGGUUGUGGACGGUUUGUUCCACGGGCUGUGUUGAUGGAUCUGGAGCCUGGUACUAUGGAUAGUAUUAGAUCCGGCCCAUUUGGUCAGAUCUUUAGGCCCGAUAACUUUGUCUUUGGUCAAUCUGGUGCUGGUAAUAAUUGGGCUAAAGGUCAUUAUACUGAAGGUGCUGAGUUGAUUGAUUCUGUCCUUGAUGUUGUUAGGAAAGAAGCUGAGAAUUGUGACUGCCUUCAAGGGUUUCAGGUUUGUCAUUCAUUGGGAGGAGGGACUGGAUCUGGGAUGGGAACUUUGUUGAUUUCUAAGAUAAGGGAGGAGUAUCCGGAUCGAAUGAUGAUGACUUUCUCGGUGUUUCCUUCGCCGAAGGUUUCUGAUACAGUUGUUGAGCCUUACAAUGCUACUUUGUCUGUGCAUCAGCUUGUUGAGAAUGCUGAUGAGUGUAUGGUUCUUGAUAAUGAAGCUUUGUAUGACAUUUGUUUCAGGACUCUAAAGCUUACUACUCCUAGCUUUGGUGAUUUGAACCACUUGAUAUCAGCCACCAUGUCUGGAGUAACAUGCUGUCUGAGGUUCCCAGGUCAACUGAACUCUGACCUUAGGAAGCUUGCAGUCAACUUAAUUCCAUUCCCCCGGCUUCAUUUCUUCAUGGUUGGUUUUGCUCCCCUAACGUCUCGUGGUUCCCAGCAAUACCGAGCCUUGACAGUUCCUGAGCUAACCCAGCAAAUGUGGGAUGCCAAGAACAUGAUGUGUGCAGCAGACCCUCGACAUGGUCGUUACUUGACAGCUUCUGCAAUGUUCAGAGGAAAGAUGAGCACAAAGGAGGUAGAUGAGCAGAUGCUUAAUAUCCAGAACAAGAACUCUUCUUACUUCGUUGAAUGGAUCCCGAGCAAUGUGAAGUCUACUGUUUGUGACAUCCCACCUACUGGUUUGAAGAUGGCGUCCACAUUUAUUGGUAAUUCUACAUCAAUCCAGGAGAUGUUUAGGAGGGUGAGUGAGCAGUUCACUGCCAUGUUUAGGAGGAAGGCUUUCUUGCAUUGGUAUACAGGGGAAGGGAUGGAUGAAAUGGAGUUCACCGAGGCUGAGAGCAACAUGAAUGAUUUGGUUGCCGAGUAUCAGCAGUAUCAGGAUGCAACAGCUGAAGAGGAAGAGUAUGAAGAUGAGGAGGAAGACGGUCAAUAUGAAUGACAAAUCGAAGUUGCGUAGUAGUAAGCAGUUACUAGUAAGUAGUAACUAAGAAGACAAAGUUGUUCAGAAAAAAAAAAAACAAAUUUUAGCAGCAUGGGUUGUAAUCGCAACUUCCAGUUGUAGGAGACUGAAUUUACAAAAGCUGUGUAUUUUGUGACAUUGUGGAAUUUGCAGUAAUAUCAAGGUUCUAAUUUUUGUUGCCA
Beta vulgaris subsp. vulgaris (sugar beet) is the source of this 1965-nucleotide messenger RNA. RefSeq names its product tubulin beta-1 chain. Gene Ontology annotation, cellular component: microtubule; cytoplasm. Gene Ontology annotation, biological process: microtubule cytoskeleton organization; mitotic cell cycle. NCBI's taxonomy places the organism in Eukaryota, Viridiplantae, Streptophyta, Magnoliopsida, Caryophyllales, Amaranthaceae. The transcript is spliced from 3 exons. The coding region runs from base 425 to 1762 and encodes 445 amino acids. The record is from RefSeq and is a predicted model, not a curated record. Gene Ontology annotation, molecular function: structural constituent of cytoskeleton; GTP binding; GTPase activity.